Messenger RNA from Ectocarpus siliculosus, 1536 nucleotides. NCBI's taxonomy places the organism in Eukaryota, Phaeophyceae, Ectocarpales, Ectocarpaceae. The record is from the annotation of a GenBank genome assembly.
AUGAGGUCAACCUGCGUCAUCGCCGCCGCCGCGGCCCUCUCUUGCGCGGAUGCGUUCUGCUUCUCCCCGGCGCGCAUGUCGGGCGACGUGCUGGCACCGUUCCAAGCCGGCAAGGCCCUCAAGGUGAUUUCCGGGCUGAACAAGUUCGAUGCCGACCUCGUGUCCAAGGUUGCCCGGGCGGCCGCCGCCGGCGGGGGCACCCACAUCGACAUCGCGUGCGACCCGGACCUCGUGCGUGCGGCCAAGGCUGUGUCCAACGUGCCGGUAUGCGUGUCUGCGGUUGACCCCGAGUUGUUCCCCGCGUGCGUCGACGCCGGCGCGGAGAUGGUGGAGCUCGGAAACUUCGACUGCUUCUACGAUCAGGGACUCACCUUUUCGGCGGAGGACGUGCUCGAGAUGACCCGCAAGACAAGGGCGCUGCUUCCGACCACCCCUCUCUCGGUCACCGUGCCGCACACCCUCGAUCUCGAUGACCAGGUGGACUUGGCGGUGGAGCUGGAGGGUCUCGGUGUAGACGUCAUCCAGACAGAGGGAAAGUUCAGCCUCGACCCAUCCAAGGGUGGGAUCCAGGGAGCGAUCGAGCGCGCCGCCCCUACUCUGGCAGCCGCCCACGCCAUCUCCAAGGCCGUGUCCAUCCCGGUCAUGGCCGCCUCCGGCCUCAGUGACGUCACCGCGCCCAUGGCAUUGGCAGCAGGGGCUCGUGGAGUUGGCGUUGGGUCCGCGGUCAACAAGCUCAACAGCGAGAUCGGAAUGGUGGCUGUGGUACGGGCAAUCGCGUCUGCCAUGGGGCUGCCCAAGCCGUCGGCGGUAGAAGCGCCGGUUUCUGCGGGAAAGGCCACGGCCUAGACUCACCCUUUAGUCGUCAAUAGCUUACAAAUUUCGUAGUGUCUUUCACGUGACAUGACAUGGCAGCUGAGAAGCAUGCCCUAGUAAUGGGGGUGCGGCUACGGGCUAUAAGACGGUCAAAUUUUGCCACUGCCUCGGAGUGUCGCCGCUAUUUCUCCACGAUAUUGAGGAAUCAGGGCGGGGGGGGGAUGGCACAUGGAUGCCCCCCGCCAAUCGCGCAUGUAUAGUUGGUUGGCGCGUGGGAAUUCUGUGCGGUUGCUUUAAUUUUGUAGAUGGGUUAUUCGUGGUGAUUUGAUUUAGGUAGGAUUGACGGCAAGAACUUCUUUUGCGGUGUUUUCGGUGACCGGGGGGGGGGGCGGUGAUGGUGUCAAUUGCUGCUGUUGUUUUCUUGCGGAGCCUUGUGCAUUUACUCGAUGGUAUUGAAGCCAAGGGAGCCAUUGGCAUGUGUCUGUUGUUGUCACCACCGCAUGAUCUGGAAACGAAGGACGGACAAAGAUCAAAAUUGAUUGGUUUAAUAGGUAGAUCUGUUACCUAUAGACUAGGUCAGAUCUACGGAGUCAGAGCGCCAUAAAAGACGUAUGCAUGUAUCUAGAUACCAACACUUUCUGUUGUCCGUUUACAUGUUUUAGCUGAGAGGGGCAGCGUAUGCCGAAUAACUACAUGCCUAACCGGCAUAGAGUUAGCAACUGC